AUGGACAGUGGGGGAUAUAGGGCAGGGGAACUUUUCCUGAGGUACACCUUCACCAAAAUUAACCAGCUAUCAAGUGGUCGCUUAUUUUACAAGAAGAACCCACAGGAGGGACAGGAAAAGUGUAACAGUAUCAUCAACGUCAUCUGCAAUGUCAACCCCUGGAGGGAGAUGUUGCUGAAAGAUGUUCAGAUGAUAGAGAACAUGAAGUGGGACCCACACUUUCUCUAUGACCCACAGAGUUGGAAUAAGAGCAAGGUCAAUGUCAAGAACUAUGGCAGGAUGAUCCAUAGCUCCAAAGUGCACUUCCGCUUCCUGCACUGCCAGGAUGUACAUGAAUGCUACUUGGACCUCUUUGAGACACGUCUUCAUUUUGUUUCUAACAGCAGUGCCGGGCUCAUCUACCAGGUAACACUUCCUCUGAAGGAACUCACCAUCUGCAAACCUCAGACCAGCAAUGGUGCAUUAUCUGAACUGGAAACAUUUGCUUUCCAGAUCAAUGGUGUGAGUCUGAAGUCUACCAUAGUGUACUGUAAAAGCCAGGGAGAGUUGGAUCAUUGGUUGAGUUUGCUGACAGACCAUCUGGCAGCCUGUGGUGGGACAUCUCCAUUUGUUCAAUUCAAGGAAAACUCCCAGAUCCCAGCCAGUCACCAGAGGAGCAGGGAAGAGUUGAGGAUGUCGGUCCAGAGUGAGCCCAUUUAUGAAUGGGAGGGCUCCCACAGAGACUCCCUGGGUCCCAUCAUCUGUGUCAGCAAGGUCACAUUGCAGCACCUGCCCUGCCAGGAGCAGCAUAGUCGUUUGUUGGUGAUGUAUCCAUCCACUCUCAUCAUUUUGUCUGAGGAAAACAAUAGGCUUUUCUACAAAGGGAAAAUUCUUCUUAAUACGAUCACGGUCACCACACCCUGCCAUGACUUGAAGCCGAACACAUUUAUGAUUAAAGGGAAACUGAUCAACCCCAUAAUUGUGUCAUGCCUGGACAUGAAAGAAUUCUCUGACUGGAUAUGUAAAUUCAGAGCAUCACGUAUCCCUAUUCAGACCCCUCCACCUCCUGUCUAUGACAUCAUCUACACUCCAAUCAAGAUAGAGGCCCCAGAAUUUCACAGAUGGAGUGCACACAGCAGUCAAGGGAUGACUGAGUCCUGGAAGCUGUCCCAAAGUGGGCAAUGCUCCAAAGAGCUGCAGUUUUGUAUGGAAUCAGACAAUGUAGUCUCACCUGGUUAUUCAGAGCCCCUCUUUUACAUCAGCAGCCGGCCUACCUCCACCACCACACGGUCUUCUACUGAGGUCUGCAGCAGCAUAUCAUCCAAGUCUAGACUCUACCCACUUGUCCAGGACCCAAUGUCUCCUAUCUACAGCACGCCCUAUCUUGCCCUGCAGAAUCACGGACCCAUUCAGUGGCAGGAGAAGGUACCCCUCACCAAGACUAACAGCCUAAAUACGCUUCAGACCUCUGUGUCCCUCAAACUCUCCAAUCCCGACAGGCACUCAGCAACGCCAACACUAGAUCUGGAUACUGACUAUUCAAGGCCUGUGUGUCACAGAAAUUAUAUUGACCUUCAGGUCCUGCCCUCCUUUAAACUGAGAAGUCCCCCUCUGGACAGGAGGAAUAAGAAUACGCAGACCUCAAAACAGGAGAUAGACCAAUUCACAGAGACUGUCUCUGGGAUGAAGUUAAUAAGUCCAACCAAAGAAAACAGCCAACAGAUGAAAUACAACUGUUUUCAAGAUAAGAUUGCUUCCCUGGAGCUGACAGAGUCACAAAGCCAGGUGGACUACGCGAACAUCUGGGAAUCUGUCCGACAAUAUGAGUAA
This is a messenger RNA of Scleropages formosus (Asian bonytongue), 1809 nucleotides long. RefSeq lists its product as uncharacterized. NCBI's taxonomy places the organism in Eukaryota, Metazoa, Chordata, Actinopteri, Osteoglossiformes, Osteoglossidae. The record is from RefSeq and is a predicted model, not a curated record. The transcript is spliced from 15 exons. Gene Ontology annotation, molecular function: phosphatidic acid binding; cardiolipin binding; phosphatidylserine binding. Gene Ontology annotation, biological process: 3'-UTR-mediated mRNA destabilization; positive regulation of apoptotic process; response to hypoxia. Gene Ontology annotation, cellular component: mitochondrial membrane; cytoskeleton. The coding region runs from base 1 to 1809 and encodes 602 amino acids.